This is a messenger RNA of Mycosarcoma maydis (corn smut), 888 nucleotides long. RefSeq names its product succinate dehydrogenase iron-sulfur protein subunit SDH2. The transcript has a single exon. Gene Ontology annotation, molecular function: 2 iron, 2 sulfur cluster binding; electron transfer activity. The record is from RefSeq and is a predicted model, not a curated record. Gene Ontology annotation, biological process: respiratory electron transport chain; aerobic respiration; tricarboxylic acid cycle. Lineage: Eukaryota; Fungi; Basidiomycota; Ustilaginomycetes; Ustilaginales. Bases 1 to 888 code for a protein of 295 amino acids. Gene Ontology annotation, cellular component: mitochondrial membrane.
AUGUCGCUAUUCAACGUCAGCAACGGUCUUCGUACCGCUCUCCGACCUUCUGUUGCCAGCUCUUCGCGCGUUGCUGCCUUUUCCACAACCGCCGCUGCCCGUCUCGCCACACCCACCUCUGACAACGUUGGCAGUUCGGGCAAGCCUCAGCACUUGAAGCAGUUCAAGAUCUACCGAUGGAACCCUGACAAGCCCUCGGAGAAGCCUCGUCUGCAGUCGUACACACUGGACCUCAACCAGACCGGUCCAAUGGUUCUCGACGCGCUCAUCAAAAUCAAGAACGAAAUUGACCCUACGCUCACCUUCCGUCGCUCGUGCCGUGAGGGUAUCUGCGGUUCGUGCGCUAUGAAUAUUGACGGUGUCAACACCCUCGCCUGCCUCUGCCGGAUCGACAAGCAGAAUGACACCAAGAUCUACCCCUUGCCGCACAUGUACAUUGUCAAGGACCUCGUGCCAGACUUGACCCAGUUCUACAAGCAGUACCGAUCCAUCGAGCCUUUCCUCAAGUCCAACAACACCCCUUCUGAGGGUGAACAUCUUCAGUCGCCCGAGGAGCGUCGUCGACUCGACGGUCUGUACGAGUGCAUUCUGUGCGCGUGCUGCUCCACAUCCUGCCCCUCUUACUGGUGGAAUCAGGACGAGUACCUUGGCCCCGCCGUGCUCAUGCAGGCGUACCGAUGGAUGGCCGACUCGCGUGACGACUUUGGUGAGGAGCGAAGACAGAAGCUCGAGAACACCUUUUCGCUCUACCGAUGCCACACCAUCAUGAACUGCUCCAGGACCUGCCCCAAGAACCUCAACCCUGGUAAGGCAAUUGCACAGAUCAAGAAGGACAUGGCCGUCGGCGCACCCAAGGCUUCCGAGCGCCCUAUCAUGGCUUCGUCGUAA